GGAGUCACGUUGUGCUAGCAGCAUGGCAACCAAACAGAAGCGAAAGCUGGAGGACCUGAGUGUGGAUGAGUUUCUGCUGUCAGGCUUUGACUCAGAUGAUGAUGGAGCAGAUGACUCCGAGGAAGAGGUGCCCAAAAAGAGUGAUACAAAAAAGAAGACCAGCAAAAAGAAAGAACUCAAGAACAAGUCUGAUGAGAAAAAGGGCAAGGCAUCAGAGCACAAAGAACAGCUAUCAAGGUUAAAAAACAAAGAUCCUGAGUUUUACAAAUUUUUACAAGACAACGACCAAACCCUGUUAAACUUCGACGACACGGACAGCUCUGAGGAUGAAGAUGAGAAGAAGUACCACAAACUGCCAUCCAAACUGGAGGAGGCCAGUUCAGGUGAUGAGGACGGUGACGAUGAUCAGAAAGUUUCAAAGAAAUCCAAUAAGGACGACACAAUUAAAGUUACAGACAAAAUGGUUGGAGAAUGGAAAGCUGCCCUGAAAAAGGAGCCAAAUCAGCGACUCUUUAGAGAAGUCACUCAGGCUUUUAAAGCUGCUGUGGCCACAACCAAAGGAGAGGGAGCUGGAGAGUGCCGGUACAAAAUAGCUGACAGUUCAGUGUUCAAUGCUUUGGUCCUGUUUUGCAUCAAAGAUAUCCAUCCAGCGCUUCAGAAAAUGCUUACACUGAAAGCCAAUCAGGAUGACAAAAAGCUGGUGUUGCCAUCAUCUAGUCCAAGAUGGCAAAAGAUUCAGAUAGACAUCAAGAUGUACCUCAGUGGAGUUGUUCAGUUGUUGUCUUGUCUCACAGAGAGCACAGUCAUCAGUGCUGUCCUCAGGCACGCCAACCAACUUAUUCCUUAUUAUCUGUGUUUGCCCAAACAGUGUCGGCACCUUAUCAAGCAAUUGUUGAAGCAGUGGAGUACAGGAGAGGAGACGAGUCGUGUUCUAGCUUUUCUAGCUCUCAACAAAAUUUGCAGACAUAAACAAGAUGCUUACCUAAACUCUAUACUUAAGCAAAUGUACAUUGCCUAUGUAAAAAACUGCAAGUUCACAUCUCCCAAUGUGCUGCCAAUGAUCAACUUUAUGCAGAGGUCUCUCACAGAGAUGUAUGCUUUGGACACGCCGGCCACAUACCAGCAUGCAUUCAUUUACAUCAGGCAAUUGGCCAUCCACCUCAGGAAUGCCAUGACCAUGAAGAAAAAGGAAACGUACCAGUCGGUGUAUAACUGGCAGUUCGUUCACUGUUUGUAUCUGUGGUGCCGUGUCCUGAGCACAUUAUAUCCCAGUGAUGUCCUUCAGCCUCUCAUCUAUCCACUCUGCCAGGUCAUCUUAGGCACUAUCAAGCUGGUGCCCACUGCAAACUACUACCCUCUGAGGAUGCACUGUUGCAGAGCUCUUACCUUGUUAUCCAGCAGCACCAACACAUUUGUCCCUGUGGUGCCAUUUCUGUUGGAGAUCUUUCAACAAGUGGACUUCAACAAGAAACCAAGCCGCAUGAGCAAGAAGCCAAUCAACUUUGCAGUUAUUCUGAAACUUGGCAAAGUCAACCUUAUGGAGAAAGCAUACAAGGAUGGUUUGAUUGACCAGCUGUAUGACAUCAUGCUGGAGUAUUUUUACACUCAGCACAACUCGAUUGGCUUCCCAGAGAUCGCCCUUCCAACAAUUAUUCAGCUGAAAGCCUUCCUGAAGGAAUGCAAAGUGGCCAAUUACUCAAAGCCGGUUCGGCAGCUGCUGGAGAAGGUGCAGGAGAACAGCAGCUACAUCACAUCGCGGCGACAGAAGGUGGCGUUCGGAGUCGCUGAUACUGCUGCUGUGGUUGAAUGGGAGAAGCAGGUUCAUGAAGAAGGCACCCCCCUGAGCAGAUACUACAGCCAGUGGAAGAAACUCAGAGAGAAAGAAAUCCAGCUGGAGAUCUCUGGCAAAGAAAGAAUGGAGGAUCUGAACCUUCCUGAAAUCAAGCGCAGGAAGAUUCAGGAGAAGAAAGAAGAGGACAAGAAGGAAUUCAAGGACCUGUUUGACUCUGAUAGUGACUCUGAGGGAGACUCUGGAUUCAAAAUCAAAGGUAAGAAGAGCGGUGGCGGCGGCUCAGAUGAUGAUGAUGAUGAUGAAGAACUUGAAGACUUGUCAGAUAUGAGCGAAGAUGAGGGACUGGAGGAUGACUCAGGUGCUGAAGAUGAUGAAGAGGAGGAGGAUGAGCAGGCCUCGGGCGCUCCUCAGCCUCUGUCUUCAGAUGCUCUGAUAAAACUGGCCGAGGGAGGAGAGGAUGUGGUGGAGGACCUGGAGCUGUCUGAUGAUGACUGAGUUCAGGCAGCACACAGCGAGCUCACCUGAGACACUUUCUUCCAUCCGUACUACAAACUAUUUUUGGACUUCCUCUGCUCCUGUUUUAUAUUGCUUCAUAUGUACAGUGGAAACUUGUAUGUGAUGUCAUUUUAUUAACAUUGAAACUACAUAAACAACUCCAAAAAACUCAACAGAAA
Molecule: messenger RNA, 2466 nt
Organism: Periophthalmus magnuspinnatus
Lineage: Eukaryota; Metazoa; Chordata; Actinopteri; Gobiiformes; Gobiidae
Gene: noc2l
Product: NOC2-like nucleolar associated transcriptional repressor
Exons: 18
Coding region: 23-2287 (754 amino acids)
Biological process (GO): ribosomal large subunit biogenesis; negative regulation of transcription by RNA polymerase II
Cellular component (GO): Noc2p-Noc3p complex; nucleoplasm; Noc1p-Noc2p complex
Molecular function (GO): transcription corepressor activity; histone binding
Source: RefSeq, a predicted model, not a curated record